ACCAUUUCUAUACACCUUUUGGUAACAUAUCUUCAAAGGAGCAGCAACAAGAACAAAAGAAUUCAUUCGUAGAUGACGAAACGCAUAAUUCCUUGAAAGAUGCAUUUUCAUUUUGUGUACUUAAAUAUCUUUCUACCUCGCUUUCAACCCCUUUCGAAACUGCAAAAACAUUGAUGCAAGUUCAAUAUAUACCAAACGAGGAUGUUGUUAAAAUUGAAAAUGAAAAUAAACCUUCUGAUACUCAAGGUUAUAUCAAAACUAAUAUUCAUGAUGACUCCACAAGACCAGAUUAUAUGAUAUCACCAUUAGAAAAUGGUUUACGAGAUAGUAUGAGUACUUUAAAAAAACAUCCAUAUGAAGGAUAUUCAUCUUUAUGGAAAGGACAAUUUGCAACUUGGUUGUAUGAAAUUGGAUAUCUUUAUUUUCAACCAAACCUUGAAGGCAAGUUAAAUGAGACCUUUGAUUUAUAUGAUGACACAAUUCCUUUAAUCUAUUUGGAUCAUGCUACACCAAAUGUCGUCACAAAAGUUGCUAGUCAUUUAAUGGUUGGUGUACUUUUAAGUCCUUUGGAAAUAGUUAGAACCAGAUUGAUUGUUCAAUCAUCAUCGCCAUCUCAUAAAAAAUAUAACGGAAUAUUUAAUUGUUUAAGUCAAAUUAUUAGAGAAGAAGGAUUUUCAUCAUUAUAUUGGUCACAUAAUUUAUUACCUUCAAUAGUAUACCACACAGUUGUACCAUUAUUGCAGUGCACAAGAGAUUUAUUCAUUGAACGUAUAUUUCAUAUCUCACCAACUGAGUCGCCGAUUUUAUUCGGGUUUGCACAAUUUGGUUUAUCAACUUUACAACUAAUAAUCACUUUACCGUUGGAAACUAUACGUAAACGUUUGCAAUGUCAAAUUAAAACACGUAAACCUGGUAGACCAUUUAAAACAAUUGUUCAAACACGUCAAGCUCAUUAUUUUGGCAUGUUGGACGCUACUUAUAGAAUUGUCUUGGAGGAAGGAAUUAGUCAAAAAUAUGUAUCUGAUAAUGAUGGCACAUCACAUCCAUCGCUUAAUAAACUUAAACGCAACAAACGUAGACAACGUGGUUGGUUAGAUAAUUAUGGGAUUGGUAAUUUAUAUCAAGGAUUUUAUAUGCAUUUAACUAUGAAUUUUGCUACUUUCUUAUUUCAAGUUGUAAAUGGAAAUGAAGACGAAUAUGAUGAUAUUUGA
Entrophospora candida is the source of this 1211-nucleotide messenger RNA. NCBI's taxonomy places the organism in Eukaryota, Fungi, Glomeromycota, Glomeromycetes, Entrophosporales, Entrophosporaceae. The record is from the annotation of a GenBank genome assembly.